Iphiclides podalirius (scarce swallowtail) is the source of this 414-nucleotide messenger RNA. The record is from the annotation of a GenBank genome assembly. Lineage: Eukaryota; Metazoa; Arthropoda; Insecta; Lepidoptera; Papilionidae.
AUGUGCCGAAAAAUUAGACAAAAGGUUAAUGGUGAAUGGCGAUAUUUUAGAGAUUGUGCUUAUUUAGCUAUUGAAAUGUCGAAAUGGGCUAUAUUAUUGUUAUUUAUUAUUUCCUAUGUUAGCAAUGGUUUAGGUAUAAAAUGUUGGAGUUGUCGUUCCAGUGACGAUCCAAAGUGUGGAGAUCCUUUUGAUAAUAGCACUUUGCCAUUUGCAAAUUGUAACCAGCAAGGACUUGAAAAAUUACCUGAGACGAAAAAUAGUGUGUGCCGAAAAAUACGUCAAAAAGUUAAUGGCGAUUGGAACUACAUUAGAGAUUGUGCCUACAUAGAUGUUGACAUUCAAGUAGUGAUGGGAGGCAUCGCAAUCCUCUUCAGCUUGCAGACAACAGGCUCCUUCUCUUUCUUCAAGGUCCAU